Anopheles stephensi (Asian malaria mosquito) is the source of this 4015-nucleotide messenger RNA. It is a transcript of the gene Hao, whose product is annotated as peroxisomal (S)-2-hydroxy-acid oxidase GLO1. Lineage: Eukaryota; Metazoa; Arthropoda; Insecta; Diptera; Culicidae. The transcript is spliced from 3 exons. Bases 123 to 1214 code for a protein of 363 amino acids. Gene Ontology annotation, molecular function: oxidoreductase activity; FMN binding. The record is from RefSeq and is a predicted model, not a curated record.
UCGUCUUACGAGAGACGGCUCAGUCACGUCACAGAAACGACACCCAGUUCCAACUGGUCCGUUAACCUAACCAGACGUAUUCGCUAUCUUGCUAAGCAACCGUUCGUUCAAACAAACCCUAAAUGGCGCUAGUGUCGGUGCGUGAUUACGAGCAACGGGCACACGAAAUCAUCCCUCGCAAUGCUCUGGACUACUACCGGAGUGGUGCCGGCGACGAGCUGUCCCUUCACCUGAAUCGAACCGGUUUCGACCGUCUCCGGAUUCGACCCCGGAUGCUGCAGGGUGGCUCCACACGCGACCUCACCUGUACCGUGUUCGGCGAACGCUUCGCCCUUCCCAUUGCCAUCUCACCCACGGCAAUGCAACGAAUGGCGCAUCCCGAGGGUGAGGUGGCUAAUGCGAAGGCAGCCGCCAGCCGACAGGUUCUCUUCACACUCAGCACCAUCAGCACAAGCUCGAUCGAAGAGGUGGCUGCCGCAACGCCGAACGCACCGAAGUGGUUCCAGCUGUACAUCUACCGCGAUCGGCAGCUAACGGAGGGUUUGGUGCGCCGUGCGGAAAAGGCCGGCUUUCGUGCGAUCGUACUGACGGUGGAUGCGCCCCUGUUUGGACUGCGGCGGGCAGAUAUGCGCAACAAGUUUUCGCUACCACCCCAUCUGACGAUGGCAAACUUCGUUGGUAAAGCGGCAAACAUUCGCAGCCAGGGAGGAUCGGGCAUCAACGAGUACAUCGCGGAACAGCUAGAUCCCACCCUGUCCUGGGAGGACGUGAAGUGGCUGCUCGGCUUCACCAAGCUGCCCGUCAUCGUAAAAGGCAUUCUAACGCGCGAGGACGCCAUCAUUGCGGCCGAUCUUGGCGUGCAGGGUAUAUUCGUUUCGAACCAUGGCGCACGCCAACUGGAUUCCGUUCCCGCAUCGAUUGAAGCUUUACCGGAAAUUGUGGCCGCCGUUGGUGAUCGGGUGGAAAUAUUCCUAGACGGAGGCAUCACCCAAGGGACGGAUGUGUUUAAGGCGCUGGCGCUCGGCGCUCGCAUGGUAUUCUUCGGCCGACCAGCCCUCUGGGGAUUGGCCGUCAAUGGGCAAGCGGGUGUGGAGCACGUGCUGGACAUAUUGCGCAACGAGUUGGACCUUACGAUGGCCCUUGCCGGUUGCAAAACGCUCGCAGACAUUACGAAGGACUAUGUGGUUCAUGAGAAUUAUUACAGUAAGCUUUAAAUCGUAGAAGGUAGAAAAGAACCAUGUAACAACUACAACGAGGUUGUAUUACUUCUACCACAUGUUAAUAUUAGAAGUAGCAAAGAAAAUAUAUAUAUAAUUUGACUUAUUUCUAACAUUAUACUAUCGUGGUUGGAAUACAAGAAUAUACGAAAAUUUAAAAACUUCCAAGGGCUAGGAAGUAGACAGUCUGCACAAAUUAAGUCACACGUUGUCAGUCUGAGUUAUUAUAAACAUAACUAUUGAACCAUCCAUCCAAACGAUUAUCCCGGCCGAUCUGGAGGACUCACCAAGGCAAUGACUACAUCUCAGUUUGGGCCUACCACGCCUCCUCUGUCCAUCCUCUGUCCAUGUAGACGGUCUAAAAGGUCUUUACAGACAUGGUCGUCUGGUGGCAUUCCUAUAACAUAACCAUCCCACCAAAUCCUGGCGAUUCUAAUACGCUGCACGAUGGUGAUCGUAUCAUUGUCCUUCCACACAUGUGGGGCCCAAAAUCUUCCUCUCGAACGGCGGCUAAGAGGGAUACGUCAGUUUUGGGUAGAGUCCAUAUCUCGGAGGCGUAUGUGAGUACUAGAACUAUAAACAUUCUGUACAGUCCCAUGCCGGCAACCAUAUCCUGUCCUACCCGGAGAGCAGACCGAUUGCAACGGAUGUAGAUCAUAAAGGUAUCGAUCCCUUACGUACCUCAUAUUUUAUGAUCCGAAUGACCCUUUAUAUAAUACCUCCUCAUUAUAUACUUUCCAUUCCUAUCCUCCGACCAAACCGAAACACAUUAGAAAUAAAAUCACUCUUAGCCUGACCGUCGUAGAAGAUAGAAGCUUUCUUAACUUCUUAAAUAUCUGAAGUCACAUUUUCGAUAACUCGCGGAACUCAACCUUAGAUAGGUGAAGCUUUGGACGACUUCAAAAGUGCGGUCACCUAGCACAAUCCACAAAUAUGGGACCAAAAAGCCUUCGCAGACCAUGUCUCAGUCUCGUAUGCGAGUACUGAUACUCUAAAGGUUCACGACAAGUAGUUUGUGUGGAGAAGUUUCCUUAGGAUGUAGAGUGACAGAUCAGUAACCAACAUCAUUGCACGCAACUCAACAUCUAGUUGAAGUCGACUUCAUAGGCAAGAUAAUGUAUCUCGGACCUAUCGUCACAUUGCUAGUACCACCAUCGCUGUGGCUUUCGCUUCGUUAAUCUUCAACGAGAGGUUUAUUGCCGCUUGCUCGAUCCUUUGGCAAGCUACUGCUACACAGGACAGUCUCAACCCAAUUAUAUCAUUGUCAUGAGAGUAUGCCAGGAUCAGGAUUAACUAAUAAAAGAUGGUCCCCGAAGCUUCCACCUCCAAGUCUCAAAUGACCCUCUCUAACGCCAAAUUAACUGGUGUCUACCAACUGCUCUUACGCACAAUAAUCCAUUUUUGUUUCGAAUGCUUCUCCGCUAACAAAGCCCCCCACAGGAAGAUGUUUUUUUUUGUUCAUUUUACUAUUUUUAUUUCGUUUUUGUGUGAUUUUUGUCUCGUUUUUUUGGUAAUAAUUUGAGUAGUUCUGAAAAUCCUGCGUAUGUGUGUGUGUGUUUAGUUUUGCAUUACAAUUUUACUGCUGUUUUGUGUUAGUUUCCGUGAUGCAAUCGUGUAUUGCUGGUUGUGUGUUUGGUUGUAAGUUUUGAAGAUUGAUUUUGGCUGCCUAUUGCUGUUCCGGAUUCAAUGUGUAAGUUUCAUUAGUUAGCUUACUUAAGUUUCUAAAUAUUAUUUAAAUUUAAAGAGUAUAUGCUUAUUAGUGAAAUUUACGUUUCAUUCUUGUUUUCGUUCUUGUGUGUGUGUAUCUUUUUCUCUUUGCUCUAUUACUUUUUGCAAUUACUAGUCACCAGUAGAGUAGGUGGUUCAUCGAUUCUGUUUUAGUUGUUAGUUCGAAUCGUCUUUCGUUUUUUUUUUCUUUUCUUGCAAGUUACCCUCAAUCACGUUCUGUACUAAGCCUGUGUGUGUCCUUUUGUUUUGCCAACGUUAAGCAAGCAAUUAUCAAUCACUACAUUUAAUUGGGUAAUGUUGUUACUGAAAUUUGUUAUUUUCUUGUGUAUGUUUUUCUUUUCCUUUUCUGUUGUUAUUCUUUCUUACUCUUUCUCUCCUUACAAAUGAACAGUGAUUGUGUUUGGGUAUGAUUUUUCGUUUGCUUUUACCUUGGUUGAAUCAGCUUAUCAAGUUCUUAAACAUAGUUUCACACACCUUUCCAUAAGUGAUUACAUUGAUUACAUGCGAUUUUGCGAGCUUAUCAUAGGGGAUUAUACUACAGAGCUGUUGUUAAUUUGUUUGUUUUACUUUUCAUUUUGCUUUUGUGUCUGUGUGUCGGAUGAAAGCGAUAUUGCGCAUCUAAGUGCUAAAGAAGAAGCUUGCAUGAAACCAAAUUGGCGCAAAGCAACGAGUGGCUUUCGAUUCGAUUGAUUUACUUUUGGCAAAUUUUGUGGAAAUCAUAUUUAGCAAUCACAUCCCAUUCUUAAUUAUCGUUCAAUUGCCAACGGGUGUAAAUAAAUGCAACUUUUGGUGUCUCGCACCCGAUUUCACUUUACCAUCCGCUAAAUAUUUAUUCAUAUAGUACGAAGCAGUUAUAUUUCGUAUCAAUGCUCUCUCUCUCUCUCUGCUGCGCUAGUAUUUGGUUUUGUACAACGAAUGUUGCAUAAUUUUGAUUAAUUUUCCUUUUGUCCGUUAUAGCAAUUUGCGUGUGUGAGGGGAUCGGUAUAUAGUGUACUGUGUCGAUACAGUGAUGCAAAUGGCGAGUGUGUUUGAAAUAUAUAACCAUAUUAAAGCCUUAAAAUACAAAAGAA